CCCCUUCUGGCUCCUGAGCUAGAAAAGAGAGUCGAUGCCGGUAGCAGAGAUGAGUCCUUGGAGGCACUGGCUGCGAGUAGGUUCUGAGGAGCGGUUGCUACCGGUGGCUUUUUUGCAGAUGUGUUGCUGUCACUGAACCGUGGCCCAUUGGAAAGCACUAGGGAAGCUCAGCCGUCAGGAUGUCCAAGUACAAACUGAUUAUGUUGAGACAUGGAGAGGGUGCUUGGAAUAAAGAGAACCGUUUUUGUAGCUGGGUGGACCAGAAACUUAACAGUGAAGGAAUGGAGGAAGCUCGGAACUGUGGGAAGCAGCUCAAAGCGCUCAACUUUGAGUUUGAUCUCGUGUUCACGUCCGUCCUUAAUCGGUCCAUCCACACAGCCUGGCUGAUCCUGGAAGAGCUGGGGCAGGAGUGGGUUCCCGUGGAAAGCUCCUGGCGUCUCAAUGAGCGUCACUAUGGAGCCUUGAUCAGUCUCAACAGGGAGCAAAUGGCUUUGAAUCACGGUGAGGAGCAGGUGAGGCUGUGGAGAAGGAGCUACAAUAUAACCCCACCGCCCAUUGAGGAGUCCCAUCCUUACUUCCACGAAAUCUACAACGACCGGAGGUACAAAGUGUGCGACGUGCCUUUGGAUCAGCUGCCGCGAUCCGAGAGCUUGAAGGAUGUUCUGGAGAGACUCCUUCCCUAUUGGAAUGAAAGGAUUGCUCCUGAAGUAUUAAGUGGUAAAACCAUCCUGAUAUCUGCCCAUGGAAAUAGCAGCCGGGCACUCCUGAAACAUUUGGAAGGUAUCUCCGAUGAGGACAUUAUCAACAUCACCCUUCCUACUGGGGUCCCCAUUCUCCUGGAGCUGGACGAGAACCUGCACGCUGUUGGGCCUCACCAGUUCCUGGGUGACCAAGAGGCUAUCCAAGCAGCCAUUAAGAAAGUAGAGGAUCAAGGAAAAGUGAAACGAGCUGACAAAUAAAGUCUUUCACGUGCUGGCUAGGAGUAGCUGCAGAAGGAGUGGCAUGCGGUGUGCUGUGGGUGCUGAUUAUGCUUCCCCCCCCCCCCUGAUUUUUACUGAUUUUUCCAGAUCUAGGCUGUGGGGUAGAGUUUAUAUAGGUAACUUAAUGUUGGCCCAGAUAAAGGCUUUAGGAUGCCGGAGCACUUAUGUCAUAAGCCUUAUGCAUUAGCUCCUGCUGGCCCCGUGUAAAUUAGUCACUAAGUUAGUCACCUGUGGGGCUUAAUUAGUGUUAUGAGUUUCUGAGAUGGGAGAGCAAGUGGAGGUGAAGUUCAAGGUAUUCCUCGUUCAGUAAGUCAGUAUUGAGUCCCCACUGCCAGGCACUACCUACUCCAACAAGUAGUUCACUUUUGUAUUUGUGAAGACCUUCUGGGGUGAUAAUAGAGGAUAUUAGAUAAUACACUGUCCUUAAGUAUUUAUUACUGGUCUUUUCCUCUAGGAAAAGGGAUGCUUUGACAGGUAAGACCAGAGGCCCAUUAAAUGGGAGAGUCACAGAGGGAUCCCUCCAAGGCAGCCAGUGACAGACCCCAAGGCCCUUUGCCUUGUCUGUAGUCCAGAGGCUCCCUCCUGGAUGUUCGGUGAAAUCACUUUCCAGCUGCUAGAAUUAGCAGCACGUAGACAGCCCUAGCUGUUCGUGUUCUCUUUUUAUUUUUGUUUUUUUAAACUUUAAUCUUUGGGUCCUUAAAGUUGAUUUAAAAAUCAGUCACACUGAAAAUGAUACCCCCAAAUUGCUUCCAUAUGAUUCAGAAAUACUAGGUAAAGCCUUCUGAACUAGUCUUUGCUCUUCCCGUAAUACAAAGAGUUGUACUUAUUUCAACACAUAGACACUCCCAAUUCUCUCUAAAUUGAAGGUCGGGUCUGGGGGGGAAGGUAGAAUAUAGUGGGUGUAAUUUUGUUCACUUGAACAGGGGGAAUGGUAUUUGGCACUUGUCACAAAUGUUUGUUCUUUCUCUACCGAGGGCAAAACAUUAUACUCUAUAGCCUAGAGUUCAGGGUAGGCCACAGACAGAACUGAUUGCUUAUGGGUCUUAAAGAUACAAUAUGCCUUCGAUGCUAUGGAUAUGUAAGUCAUUUCUUUAAGCGAGGGCCUUAUUUCAAAGCAAGUAACCUAUAUUUCAAUGAUAAAUUCAUGUAAACACUUUUGCAACUGUAAUAGCUGUUACAGGUACCAUCAUUUUUUCACCGUUUUCCAUUGGUGGCUAAGUUUAUUUGUAUCCAUUUUAUAGUAAAACUGGCAUUAGAAGGAAACCAGUUCUAAAACCCUUGCUACUACUUGGUCUCCAGUGAUCUGUAAAUCAAGACAUACAGCAUCAGCUGAUGAAGACUGCUGAAGAGAAGAGAGGAAACUGGUUUGCUCACAGCUGGCCACAUCUGUGACGCAUAAGGACAUGGAAUGUGGAUGCUUCACGCUCCUGACCAACCACUGGCUUUUCUACGGUAGUCCUUCUUUUCACAGUCCUAUUGCUUAACCACAUAACACCCUUUACCAUUCAGAGAUCAGGGCUGAGAAUACAACUACCAGGUCUUCCUAGAAUUCCAGUAUGGCUAAACUGCACCUCAGAUCACUUUUGAACAGCUCCUCCUCUGGAAUUGGUGUCUGAAUUUUCCUGCCCAAGUGACCAGGUCUUAACCCAGCUCAAGAUCCUAGAGUCGGAUUCUUCCCUUGUUCCCCAUCUAGAAGUCCAUCUCCAGAGGUCCCCCCUGGUACCAUGAUGUGCUUCUGCACACAGAGCUGUGCUCACCCCUGGUUACUUUAAAAUCUCGCAGACUUCCUACGAGAGGGGUAAUUGUUGCUGACUGUUUGCGGUACAAUUUGGUUUCAUUGUUUUGGAGAUCUUGGCUGAAAUAAAUGAAGAGAUAUUUAUGAAAA
Messenger RNA from Phacochoerus africanus (Common warthog), 2865 nucleotides. RefSeq names its product bisphosphoglycerate mutase (gene BPGM). The transcript is spliced from 3 exons. The record is from RefSeq and is a predicted model, not a curated record. Gene Ontology annotation, biological process: glycolytic process. The coding region runs from base 180 to 959 and encodes 259 amino acids. NCBI's taxonomy places the organism in Eukaryota, Metazoa, Chordata, Mammalia, Artiodactyla, Suidae. Gene Ontology annotation, molecular function: intramolecular phosphotransferase activity.